AUGGCAUCAGCAGCAGUUCAACUUCCUGGAUCGCAUGGCUCCGCGCUAGCAUCGAAGCCCCAGGUUCCCGCCCCCGAGAAUCCGCACCACGUACAGACGACACUGAAUUUCUUCAAAGCAAAUGAAGACGGAUCUCCUCCUCAUCCCACAUACGUUGGACAGCCGGAGACGUACGAAAGGCCAUAUACCCCCCUUUCGGUUACUGUCCAUGAUAUCAGUGGCCAUGAGCUGGACUAUGCUCUCGAUACGCACGGAUUCCAGCUCUACUACCACGAAAGCCAAGAGAAGGACUUCCUAGACGACGAGAAGAUUAAGAGGGAUUAUUACCCGGAGACAGAGCAGCUGUUGAAAGACGCCACCGGUGCAACCCGCAUCCAUAUCUUCGACCACACCAUCCGCCGCGCCCCCAACGACGGCAGAGCAGGCAAAGACCUCCGCGGCCCCGUCCAACGAGUCCACAUCGACCAAUCCUACGAAGCCUCUAAGAGUCGCGUCCCCUUCCACCUACCCGAUGACGCCCCAGAGCUCCUCAAAGGCCGAUACCAAAUCAUCAACGUCUGGAGACCCAUUAAGACGAUUCUGAAGGAUCCUCUCGCCGUAGCUGAUGCGCACUCGGUUCCAGAUACUGAUCUCGUGGGCAUUAAGCUCAUUUACCCGAACCGGGAAGGAGAGACGUAUUCUGUUAAGCCGAAUCCUGAUAUUAAGUGGUAUUAUCGGUAUGGGCAGACGCCGGAUUUGGUGACUUUGAUUAAAUGCUUUGAUUCGAAGACUGAUGGGAGGGCUCGUCGUGUGCCUCAUACUGCUUUUGAGAAUCCGGAGACGGUUGGUGAGGCUGCGAGGGAGAGUAUUGAGGUUCGGGCGUUGGUUUUCCAUCCUGAUGAUCGUGAUUGA
Molecule: messenger RNA, 891 nt
Organism: Penicillium olsonii
Lineage: Eukaryota; Fungi; Ascomycota; Eurotiomycetes; Eurotiales; Aspergillaceae
Source: the annotation of a GenBank genome assembly